Molecule: messenger RNA, 3200 nt
Organism: Mercenaria mercenaria
Lineage: Eukaryota; Metazoa; Mollusca; Bivalvia; Venerida; Veneridae
Product: bone morphogenetic protein 10-like
Exons: 3
Coding region: 556-1878 (440 amino acids)
Biological process (GO): BMP signaling pathway; SMAD protein signal transduction
Cellular component (GO): extracellular region
Molecular function (GO): cytokine activity; growth factor activity
Source: RefSeq, a predicted model, not a curated record
UUAUCUUCUUUUAUCUUAUGUUUUUAUUCAUCAGGACACCAUCUGGCGAUCAAAAACUUGUUAAACUAUUCAAGCAUGCUCCUUAAACAUUCUUGUUUAUUGCAGUCUAGAAUGCUGCAUGUUUAAAGAAGGAUUUCAUAAUGAUAUUGUUAACUUUGCUGUAGUAUUCUCACGCGAAGCGAUUAAACGAUGAUGCUAUAUUUCAUUCAUGUUAUAUCAUUCUUUACAUUUUGGAUAACGAGACAAAAAAGAUAUUUUACAUGAAAGAAAACAGGUGGUUUGAAUUCAAAAAUAGUUUUGUGGUGUUUGAUGUAAUUAGGAAGUGUAUUAUCUAUAUUUUAGGGUGGAAAUGAUUUGUUUGUAGCUGCAAAUACAUAUUUGUCAAACUUGCGCUCUAGUGCUACUUGUAUGUUGUCACGUAAUAUUUUCGCUCUAGCCUCGGAUAAAGGUUUUUGCUCCAUAUAUAUACACGUGCUUUGGAUUGCCUUGACAAUACCAUGAUUCUUUUCAGACAGCUGGGAUGUUUGAUAAUACUCUUUGGAACCAAACUUGGCUAUGCAUCGCCUGUUACUUAUUUCUGGAAUACGUUUCAUAAUACUCAGUAGUGUUAUUUGGGCCCGACCGAUAAUGCUGAAUUUAGACAGCGGUACGGGAUUUAGUAUUGGAGAUGACGGUAGUUUGGAAGAAGACGAUAUUACAAAAACUGAUAAAAGUAUAGAUAGUCUGUCCAAAUUUGGAAUGUCACAGUUUAUUGGCAAAAGAGGAAAUGGAGAAAAUUAUUCAGGUCUGAGACCUAGGUCUGUUGGAAACAGUGCCGGGGCAAAUUUGUCCUUAACUCCGGAAUAUAUGCUUGAAUUGUAUGAUAAACUAUCCAAAGGCUCCCCAGCAUCACACACUUCUAAUAUUAUUAGAAGCUUUAAGAAUAUACCUCAAUCAGAUAGAAAUUCAACAGAAACACCCAAGAAUUUCCGUAACUACAGAGUACAUUCCCUUCUUUUUGAUAUAUCAGCCCUAGAGCUGUCAGAAAGUAUCAAUUCAGCCGAGCUGAGACUUUUUACUUUGAUUACACGUGACCAAAGAUCUUAUAUGGGUGUCAACAGAGUAGUGUCCAUAUAUAAACUCAUAGAUUCAGGACCAACGGCGGGCAUUGACCAAAUAAAAUAUAAACUUAUUACCUCAAAAUACAUUUACGGUGUUGAAAAUGCUUGGGAAAGCUUUGACGUCACAGAAACUCUAAAAAUGUCUUUGCAGCAAGGUCUGAGGAUUGAACGAUUUGAGAUCAGAAUCCAGACAUUGUUUAUGGAUUCAGGAAAUGAUAACAUGGAUAUUAAUGCAAAUCCUAAUGACAUGAAACAACCGAUUCUUGUAGUGUACUCUAACGAUAAUUCCAUUGUACAUGAACACAAUAUAGAAAGACAUGAACUACUGUUACAUGAACUAGGCUCAAGUGCAAGCAGCAAGACCUCAACACAUACUGGUGGCGAUUUAAGCAGUAUGUAUAACUAUAAUGGACAAGGCGUUGGACAUUCUAGAUCAAAAAGAAGCAAAGGCUCUGCUAAGCCGGUCUGUAGACGGCGUCCACUAUUUGUUAAUUUUGAGGACAUCGGCUGGCAUACGUGGAUAAUCGCGCCAAGGGGUUUUCAGGCAUACCAGUGCGCGGGAAAGUGUACAUUUCCUCUAAAUGACCAUCUAUCGCCUUCCAAACAUGCCAUCAUACAGACGCUUUUGCAUACCAUCCACCCAAAACGUGCGGCACGAUCGUGUUGUGUCCCUACAAAGCUGGACCCUAUCUCUAUACUCUAUAUUGACGAACAGGGUGUUGUUACAUAUAAAUAUAGAUAUGACGGAAUGGUAGUUGCCGAGUGCGGAUGCCAGUGAUAUAAACAGAAAAUACCUUUUUUAUAUGUGGAUAAGUGCAAUGAAACAAUCCAUUCUAUUUAUGCAGCGAUGACAAUCUAGAUGUCCAUGGUCUAUUCAUGUGUCCCGUGCAAAGAGCUAAGAACGAUCUAAAUGAUAUACAAACAUGAACUAAGUUUGAACAAUUUAUAAUCUGUGAUUGCCUUUUUCCCACUUUCACAAAAUUCUAUUGAAAGGGAAACGUACUUUUUCCUAGAAAAAUAACGUUGGUGAAAUAUGUAUCUAAUAUACGCACAAAAAAGCAAGAAUCAAUCUAACUAAUCUAUCUAAUAAGUAAAUAUGUGAAGUAAAUAUUGUUAUAGGGCAGUCAUAUGUUUCGAAAACCAUUGUAGGCCAACGGGUACACACUCGUUGUGUUUUUGAUUGUAGUUCCAGAAGCCUGCGAAGAUGUGAAGAAAAUAUUGUUUUAGGGCGGUCACAUGGAUCUUGUACUCUGCAAUACUUUCGAAGGAAAUUAAGCACAUCGUUUCUGCAACAGACAAAGACAUACGUUAUGGAAUUCGUAAGGCCAACAGAUACACGUUCAUUUUUAACGAAUGGAGUAUUUUGCACGAGCAUACCUUGAAGCAACCUUUAGUACUGUUUUUGAUAUAAGAUACUGACUGUGGACAAACAACAUAAAGACUUGCGGCCGGUUCACUAACACUAAUGUUUUCUGUUCAAAUCAUUUAAUGAGGGCAGUUGAUCAAGAAAUGCAGAACAUCAAUCCAUUCAGAUCACAGCUAUAUAAUAUAAUAAACAUUACAUCUCUGAAUGUUUGCUACUAAUAGGUUUCGACAAUGAAAGGUUUCAUUCAUCUUUUGAAUUCACGGCUGUGUUUCCAAUGAUGCAACACUUGAUGAAUUGGUUGUUUUCUUGUCUGCAUUUUUAAUUUGACACUGCCACCCUUGAGACGAUGUGUUUAUGCUGCACAUUUCACCUGUUGCUAUUUAGAUUUAUCUUCACAUUUGUGUUCUGUCUACGAAUCAUUAUAUAACUGUGGGUCUUUUGUCUGCACAAUUAGCUGUUGCCAACAUCAUCCGUACUGAAUAAACAUACAAAAUAUUUUUAUUCCCAUGUUGCUGAUUUAUGCACAUUUCUUCUUUGUUAAUUUGACACAAUCCAUAAAGUGUGUUUGAUACCUUUUUUCCUUGUUUUAAACAAAUUAAUCCAAGUUCAUUUUCAAACAAGUACACUUUAGACUAGGAGAAUGAAAGAUAAAGAGACACAUUAAAUUGUUUAUAUAAAAAGUAAAAUAUUUUUCUUUUUCUCUGACUGCUUUGAAUAAACCGGAUUAAAAUUUU